AGUCGCCAUUUUGACAUUAUCCCCCUAAUGGAGUUCCCUCUACUAUCACUACUUCUCAGCCUCUCCCCUGUCCUCGGGUCAGACUUCCAUGCUGUUGUCGUGGAACUCGCUGAUCUGCGACUGGCUGAUAAAACUCGUCAAGAGCUCUCCACUAUGUUGGGCAACGACUAUCGCCUUUCUACCACUGCUAACUGGGUCGCGAGGCUCACCUAUCCCUGGCUAGCCGGCCUCAGCACUGCUUACAACGACCACUGCAACUUCAACUACGCCCGAGACUGUACCAACAACGGGCGCUGUCUCGCGGGUUCGAUUUGGAACUACACCAACAGGAUGAUCGAUCCUUACCUCUCUACUAAAGAGCGGAGCGAAGCUGUGAAGUUCCUCGUGCAUUUCGUUGCUGAUGCUCAUUUGCCUCUGAGUGCUGGUCGUUCAUCAGAUCAAGGUGGCAAGAAAAUAAACGUUCACAUCAAUUUCGCCGAUUUCAGUAACGUCGACUUGAGCAAAGCCUGGAGAGAGAAAAUACUGGACGAAAUGCAAGGUGCGUUAUAUCCUGGCAAAUACGUUCAACAAGAUUCAAAUAGCAGUUCCCAUCGUAUGAAAUUCUGGCGAGUCACUUCUAACUCCAUUGGUGCUGACCUCGACCAGAAGUACGCCGGUAUGGUGCCUUCGUGGUUGGCUGAAUGCACUCAACAUGGUAUUAACGCAUGUAUUGAUAUGAUACUCAAUGAAGCUGCUGACCUUGCUUGUCGUAUCGCGUACCGCAAUAUGGACGGUCGCGAUAUACAAGACAACGACGGUUUGAGUAGAGAAUAUUACACAAGUAGAAUCGGCAUGUUGCGAGAGCAACUGGCGAAGGCGGCCAUUCGUCUAGGGUGGAUCAUGGAUGAGGCCUUUAAGAACUACACUGGUGUCACCACUACCGUUAGACCUGUCACCACUGCUGGUCCUGUGUCACCCUCAACAACAACUACUAAGCCUAAGUCUAAUGCAAUCAUUACAUCCCCAUUUAUUAUGAUUUAUUACAUUUCAGCUUUUUGCGCUUAUGCGCUCAUUUAAAUUGCUUAGUAGCUCAUUUC
Molecule: messenger RNA, 1076 nt
Organism: Perkinsus marinus ATCC 50983
Lineage: Eukaryota; Perkinsozoa; Perkinsida; Perkinsidae
Exons: 1
Coding region: 28-1056 (342 amino acids)
Biological process (GO): DNA catabolic process
Molecular function (GO): endonuclease activity; nucleic acid binding
Source: RefSeq, a predicted model, not a curated record